Dimorphilus gyrociliatus is the source of this 1916-nucleotide messenger RNA. Lineage: Eukaryota; Metazoa; Annelida; Polychaeta; Dinophilidae. The record is from the annotation of a GenBank genome assembly.
AAACGAACGAAUUGUAUUCAGAUAGACAAGAAAAUUAUUAACUAUACCAUGCAAAGGUUCUUUUUUUCUUGUUGGAGUUAGACCAACUAAAGAGUCACCUAUAGGCUAGAAAGGCAAAAUAUACAGCAGCUCCAUCUAUUCAGGUAAUCUCCUUAAUCUCCUUAUUUGCUCUCCGUAAAGAUGCUGAAGAGAAAUAUUUUUUUCAUCAUUGCUUUUAUAUAUAACCCAUGUUUGGCAAAUUCAGGCAAAGAGGGAAAAGCGAAAAAUAUCAUUGUCUUCCUUCUCGAUGGACUUUCAACUCUGACUCUAGCAGAGGCUAGACUCUUUAGGAGGCAAGUGAAUAAUAGAGAUUUUCUCCAUUUAGAUAAAAUGGCCCAUUUUGGAUUACUAAAGGAUGUUCCUAAAAGACCGUACGAGAACAAGGACUACACUAUUUUACAGACUUUAUGUGGUAGAAUACGUAAAUACAAGUUUUACAAAUGUGGUCAAUUUAAGAAAUGCUUAGUCCAUAAAAUGCAAGUAGCUUCUAAAUCAACGGGUGUUGUUACAACUGGUAAUGUUUUCGCUCCACCUGCAAACUAUGCUACACAAGAGCUAGCUCAUUGUAAGGACGCUCCCGCCCAAAUAUUAAACAAGAUUGGGUUUAAACUCAAUAUUAUCAUGGGUGGCGGAAGAUCAAAUAUGAUACCAUAUGGUAAAAGUGAUCCUGAAUAUGGUAUGGCUCAACCUGGAAUGAGGAAAGACGGAAGAAAUUUAAUAAACGAAUGGUGGAGGGGGAAAACUUAUGAGGGCCGAGCAGUGCACUCAGUAUGGGAGAAAGUCGGUUUAGAUUACGUGCAUUCCAGCAAAACGGAUGACUUGAUUGGGAUUUUUCAACCAAACACUAUGGCGACCGAGGAACGAAGGAAUCGAACGACAGAUCCGUCUCUUGACGUAAUGGUGCGAAAAGCCAUAGAAAUACUAAGAAGGAAUCAAAACGGAUAUUUUCUCCUUGUAUCCAAUCAUAAUGCAAGAAAAUCACCUACGGAAACAAUUGCUGCCGAUGAUGCUAUUUCAACAGUUUUAAAAAUGACAUACCCAAAUGAAACAUUAAUCAUAAUUAUUGGUUCAAAGUCAUCUGAUGGUACAGAUAGCUCUGUGGACGAUCGUCUUCUGUUUGCCUCCGGUCCGAAUUUGAAUCAAAUAAAGGGAAUUAUCUCUACUGAAAGUUUGCAUAAAUUUUUAAUCUCAACAUCUUGCAUUACACACUACAAGAUGGCACCACAUUGUAGAAGUCAAGAUACUCCUAUGCCAGUUAGACCUCAAUAUAGAACCCAUUCUUUAGCUUCCGCUGUUACUAGAAAAUUUUCGUUAACUAAAGGGAUUCUGUCGUUUUGUAUAAUCUCAUUCAUACUGCAGUAAUUAUCGUUUUACUUUACUGAUUCACAAUGUUUGCUUUUUCUUUUUUUUCAAUUGUAUUCAGUUUAGAAUUUCAUCUUCAACAAUUUUUUUGAUUAUUCAAUAUUUCCUCUAAAAAUAGUAUAUACAGAUAAAAUUCGCAAUCAAUGGAUUUCUAUUUUUUAUUCUUCUUUUUGCAGCCAUUUUUGACAAAAUUUUAUAAAUUUGGCAUAUUUUUUCCCUUUUGUUGUUGUCAUAAAAUUGCAAAUGAUAUAAAAAGAAUGAAUGAAUAUUGCGUAAUCAAUUGGAAAUAGUCAGCUUUUUAUUGUUCUCUUUGUUCGUUUCUAGUUUAAAAUAACGAAAACUUUGAAAGUGUACAAAUAGUUUUGGUGGAAGUUUGUCAUGAGUUUCGUAAAGGCUUUUCUUUUUGUUAUGAUUUCUAUCUUUUGUAUGUUUUUGAUUAUUUAUUAAUUUUUUAACUGUAUGUUAUUUCGUGACUUGAGAUAAUAAAUUUAGUAAAAAUUUCAAACUACAAAAAA